Exophiala spinifera is the source of this 294-nucleotide messenger RNA. RefSeq lists its product as uncharacterized. The transcript has a single exon. NCBI's taxonomy places the organism in Eukaryota, Fungi, Ascomycota, Eurotiomycetes, Chaetothyriales, Herpotrichiellaceae. The record is from RefSeq and is a predicted model, not a curated record. Bases 1 to 294 code for a protein of 97 amino acids.
AUGUCACGAAAGCGACGUAACACUUCUUCUCUCGAGCCUGAUGACCUUCCCUCUCCGAAAUGCCAGGACUUGAGACACGUCCACAAUGAUUGGGACGACUCGGACGACUCGGAUGAGGAUCUUGACGAGAUUCCCUAUGUCGGCGAAUACACUGGGAAGACUGGGGCAUUUCCAGCCUUAGGUGGCGAGGACGAUGAACUCUUCUAUGGCCUAUCUGCGGAUGGAAUUAAUUAUCUCCGUAUAGUUCGAUAUAUUGUUAUAUUCUAUGGCGUUCUUAUCUCGCUAAGACUUUAG